CAUUUUUAGUCAAGUGUGAAUUUUUUAUACUUUCAGAUUUUUAUUCUUACUUUUCAACUGUGAUAUUUCUCUGAAUGGUCUCUCCAUAAAGAUAAUGUAUUGGACGUUCGAUAGCGGGAAGGUGUCAAAAAUUGACACAAUCUUAGAAAAUGAAAAUGUUUCUCUCAAUGAGAUACUGGAGCAGGAGGAUAUUAUCCAGGAGUGUAAAAACCAGAACAAGAAGUUGGUGGAUUUUCUAGCAAAAGCUGAAGUUAUUGCUCAGCUUCUAGAUCUAAUUCUAAUGGAGCCUGAUGAAGAAAUUGAUGAGAAGAUCCGAUACAAACUCCCAAAUAUCGCGAGUGAGCUAAUUACAUGCGAUAUCCAGGCGAUCAACGAGUCCCUUGUUGGAAACACCCAGCUGAUGGAUCGAAUGAUAUCCUUCCUGGACACGAAGUCGACAUUGAACCCUCUCCUCUCCUCGUUCUUUAGCAAGGCAUUCGGGGUCCUUAUCACACGGAGAUCCGACCAGAAUUGGUAUUCCUAUCAGUUUACCACCGUUCAAGUUCUGACAUACAUCAAGACCCGCCCCGGGUUCACCGGCCUACUUCUCCGUCAUGUUCAUACCUCUGCCGUCAUGGAUCUGCUGCUCCGCCUUAUUACCUGUGUGGAAGGGAAAGAGAAUAGAGAGAUGAUUCUUAAGUGGCUAAAUGAUGAGAAAUUGAUCGAGGACAUUAUUCAACUAUUCUCCAGUAAACAGCAACCUCUGAACACAACGGAGGCUGUUGGUGAUAACCCGCAUCAGAUACAGGAGAAUCAGGAGGCUCCUGGACAAGAACCGGAAGUAGGAGUAGGACAGGAAGUAGAAGGUGCUGGGGAAGGAGAAGGUUCCGGGGAAGGAGAUGGUGAGGAUGAACCGAUGUCUGUGGAGACCGAUGAACCUCUGGCUACAAUCAAUCCAACGGAGGAAAAAACUUACGAGGAGUUGAUGAAUGAGAAGGAUAAGCAUGACAACGCCGGUCAGCUUCUAGUUGAGAUUAUCCGUGUGUCACGUGAUGCCCUGCUGGCACCAACAGAUGAUAAUUUUCUUGAUAACUCUCUUCUUCACACAGCAGAGUCUAAACAAACAGCUGAGUUGCUGUUGGACGUGAUGCUUGAAGCUCCUCUCCGUGAAUCUGUGAUAGUGAACGGUAUCUCUGUACUCCUGGUUCUACUAGAUGUACGGAAACCAGCCCCUCAAGGACAAGCCCAUUAUCCUUACACAUCUGAUCAGGAUAACAUGCCAAACACAGCCGAGUUUGCGAGGCAGGAGCAGGUCAUGAUACAAACCGUUGAGGCCAUCAUCCCUCGUCUACCUGACCUCGUCUCUAUCCUCUCAAAUCCUCCAACUAAACCUCCAGUUCACACAACAGCAGGGAUACUAGAUCCCCCCCUCGGACCCACCAGGCUUGCUAUUUGCAAACUGAUGGCGGCCAUAUUGGGAACCCAGGUUUCAGUUUUAAAUCCAGCUUUAGCUCAGACAUCAUUUCUCUCUUCCACACUCAAUUUGUUCUUCAAAUAUUCUCUUAAUAACUUUCUUCAUUUACAGGUUCUGUCCUGUAUACGUAGUAUAUUAACUUGGAAGGCUCGGCCCCCUCCAACCCCUCUCGACACUACAGCUGUGAAUCUUGAUGAACCCCCUUUAGAUGAUGUCCUUCAAACACCAAAGGUUACACUUGACACGACCAACCCUCCUGAACCCUGUGAAGCUAACACUGCUGAUGCUGUUCUUGAUCUUCCAGAGAACCCGCUUCUUCUUCAACUCUUUACUGAUGCUAGGUUACUAGAACUCCUAGUUAGAGCCUGGAAUAUGGAGUUUACUCCUAAUAUCUCCUAUAUGGGCCAUGUUACUCAAAUCUGUAACAAAAUUGAAGAAGUAAGAAAAGGAUCGGAAGAUCUUAUGGAAAACACUUAUAACAGAGUUCUUCUAAACCAGCUUUUUGAAAAAUUGUCCCCGGAGGAGAAAGGUGCCUGGGAUGAGAUAUUAUCAGGCAAGCUGGCGGAAACAAAUAAACGGAAUGAGAUUCCGCCGACAAGAGAGGAUCGACGCAACUUGAGCAGUGACGAUGAUUCAGAUUUCAGGGAUAUUCAUUUUCCUCAAGAUACUGCACUACAACAGAUGUAUUCUGAUUACCAGAUCCAGCAGAUGAGUGAAAACUUUGUCGAAACUUUCGGAUACAACGAUGAUGACUUCAAUGAUGCUGAAGAUGGUGUGAGAGGAUUGGGUAAAAUGAGCCCAGCGGUAAACUUUCUGAUGAAUACUGAUGAUAAUACUAAGAAAGCAAUUUUCGAAUCCAUUUGUGAGGGCAGACCUACUCGGGGGGAAGUGGAUUCUGACGAGGAAGAUGAUGAAGAUAUUUGGGCAGAGAGAACAGCGGAGCUUUCCUUUGGAGGUCGAAACAAUGCAGAUAUAUCCAAGGAUGAAGGCAAGGAUGAGAAUAAUAGUAGUGAGGAGGAGGAGAAUGUGCAAAUGGAAGUUGAUGUAGAUCGUAAGUAUUAUUAUUAUUAUUAACAAUCAACCUACAGU
Eurytemora carolleeae is the source of this 2542-nucleotide messenger RNA. It is a transcript of the gene fmt, whose product is annotated as serine/threonine-protein phosphatase 6 regulatory subunit 3. Gene Ontology annotation, molecular function: protein phosphatase binding; protein phosphatase regulator activity. The transcript has 22 exons. The record is from RefSeq and is a predicted model, not a curated record. The coding region runs from base 95 to 2527 and encodes 810 amino acids. Gene Ontology annotation, cellular component: nucleus; cytosol. NCBI's taxonomy places the organism in Eukaryota, Metazoa, Arthropoda, Copepoda, Calanoida, Temoridae.